This is a messenger RNA of Thrips palmi, 877 nucleotides long. RefSeq names its product protein lethal(2)essential for life-like. The transcript has 4 exons. Lineage: Eukaryota; Metazoa; Arthropoda; Insecta; Thysanoptera; Thripidae. Gene Ontology annotation, biological process: protein refolding; response to heat. The record is from RefSeq and is a predicted model, not a curated record. Gene Ontology annotation, molecular function: protein folding chaperone. Bases 86 to 706 code for a protein of 206 amino acids.
GCGGCACCAGUCAAGGGCUGCAGCGAGGGUUUGACAGCAGCUAUCCCAGUUCCGUCCGUGAUACUAUCCCUCUACUUCAUUCAGCAUGUCCCUGGUGCCGCUCAUGUUCCGCGACUGGUGGGAUGACCCCGAGCGGCCCUCGCGGCUGCUGGACCAGCACUUCGGCCUGGGGCUGACCCGGGACGACCUGGUGCCGCCGCCGCCGCGGGCCUCCUCCCUCCUCCGCAGCCACUACCUCAGGCCGUGGAGGCUCGCCCGGCAGAACUCGGGCGCCUCCGCCCUGGCCUUCGAGAACAACCAGUUCCAGGUGAGCCUGGACGUGCAGCAGUUCGCGCCCAGCGAGCUGUCCGUCAAGGUGUCGGAGCGGUCCGUGGUGGUGGAGGGCUGCCACGAGGAGCGCGCCGACGAGCACGGCUACAUCUCGCGCCAGUUCAAGCGGCGCUACCUGCUGCCCGAGGACGUGGACACCGCCGCCGUGUCCUCCUCGCUGUCCUCCGACGGCGUCCUCACCAUCAGCGCGCCGAGCAAGAAGCAGCUGCCCCCCGGCGAGCGUUCCGUCCCCAUCACGCAGACGGGUGCCCCCGCGCUGUCCCCGCCGCCGCAGCCCGCCGCCCCCUCCGCCCCCUUCCCCUCCGCCCCCGCCGCCCCCGCUGCCGCCCCCGCGAGCCCCGUCACCACCAACAUUCGCAUCGAGAAGGAGCACUGAGCCCCCCCUGGGCCUGGGCCCACCCCGACGACUGCCGACCACCUAACAAGAAACUCAAGUUGCCAAUCAUGAGACUAAUGUUUUUGUAACGCUUUGUGUGUGAGUGUGUGUUUGUGUGAGUGCGAAAUUUAUUUUUUGUAUCGAUGGAAUAAAAUAAUAGCGAAACCGAAA